UCUUUACGCCAUCACUUCACCACCACGCCAGCUCUGUUGUUUAUGUGUAUGAUACAAGCUUAGCUUACUUAUCAGUUCGCUUAAUCUGCUUACACAAAUGGCAGGAGGAGCAGGAAUAGUGAAGAGGAUGAAGUUGGGUUCACAAGGCCUCGAGGUGUCGGCUCAAGGCCUUGGCUGCAUGGGCAUGUCCGCCUUCUACGGCGCUCCAAAACCCGACCAUGAAAUGAUCAGUCUCAUCCACCAUGCCAUUAACAGCGGGGUCACCUUCCUUGAUACCUCUGACUUCUACGGUCCCUUCACCAACGAAAUCCUUCUUGGUAAGGCUCUCGAGGGAGGGGUACGAGACAAGGUUGAAUUGGCCACCAAGUUAGGUCUCAAAUUUGUGGAUAACAAGAUAGAGGUGCAUGGUGACCCUGCUUAUGUGAGAGCUGCUCUCGAGAGUAGCUUGAAGCGCCUUGGUGUUGAUUCUAUUGAUCUCUAUUAUCAGCUUCGCAUUGACACCUCCGUCCCCAUUGAAGUCACGGUUGGGGAACUGAAGAAAUUAGUUGAAGAGGGUAAGGUAAAGUACAUUGGUCUAUCCGAGGCCUCAGCUUCAACGAUAAGAAGAGCCCAUGCUGUUCAUCCUAUAACAGCUGUGCAGUUGGAGUGGUCCUUGUGGUCAAGAGAUGUCGAGCAAGAAAUAAUUCCUACUUGUCGGGAGCUUGGCAUUGGUAUUGUUGCGUAUAGUCCUUUAGGAAGAGGAUUCUUCACAUCAGGUGCUAAGUUUGUCGAAAACCUUGCCCACGAUGAUUCCCGAAAGAAUCUACCGAGGUUCCAACCCGAAAAUGUAGAGCACAACAAAACACUAUUCGAGCGAGUUAGUGAUCUUGCAGCAAGGAAAGGGUGCACGCCAUCUCAGCUAGCAUUGGCCUGGGUUCAUCACCAAGGGAAUGAUGUGUGUCCUAUCCCCGGAACCACCAAGAUUGCGAAUUUUGACCAGAAUAUCGCAGCUCUGUCUGUUAAACUGACACCGGAAGAGUUGGCUGAGCUUGAAUCUUAUGCUUCAGCAGAUGCCGUUAAAGGUGAUAGAUAUCCGAACUACUGUAGCACUUGGACGGACACCGAUACUCCGCCACAGUCUUCGUCAAACUUCUAAAAAACAUUAGGAACUAGUUGAGCGGUGGGCAACAGCAUUGCACCUAGUAUUCUAGGCAGGGGCUAGUCGAGUCUUUUUUGUCUUAAUUGAAUAUAUCAUAUAACAAUAAAAACAUCACUCACAUAGUUCUACUUAAUAUAUAUAUAUAUAUAUAUAUAUAUAUAUAUAUAUAUAUAUAUAUAAUGUUAUAAAUAAGAUUUAUUAUGUGGUUGUUCACAUUCUGGAUCAUUAUGUAAUAUCUCAAUAGUUGAACACAUUUCUAUGUAAAUCCUACAUAUCACUAUU
This is a messenger RNA of Malus domestica (apple), 1420 nucleotides long. NCBI's taxonomy places the organism in Eukaryota, Viridiplantae, Streptophyta, Magnoliopsida, Rosales, Rosaceae. The record is from RefSeq and is a predicted model, not a curated record.